GGCCAACCUCCCUCUGCAGCCUCCCAGUGGCCUGGGCCAGCCACUGCCUGCCCUACCGAGUGACUGGUGCCCGCUGCCCUUGGCAGGAAAGGGGCCUGGUCUGUCCCCAGAACUUCCCUGCCAUCACCCGUGGACAAAUGACUGGAGAGCUAGGCCUUAGGGUGUCCGGAGGUGUUCUGCUGUCGAUCAGUGGAUUCAUGGGACUGUGUUGGACCCAAGUUUUGUAGCCUGCGGACGCCGCGGGCAUGGACUAUUCGUACGACGAGGACCUGGACGAGCUGUGCCCAGUGUGUGGGGACAAGGUGUCCGGCUACCACUACGGGCUGCUCACAUGCGAGAGCUGCAAGGGUUUCUUCAAGCGCACGGUGCAGAACAACAAGCACUACACGUGCACAGAGAGCCAGAGUUGCAAAAUCGACAAGACGCAGCGGAAGCGCUGUCCUUUCUGCCGCUUCCAGAAGUGCCUGACGGUGGGGAUGCGCCUGGAAGCUGUGCGAGCUGACCGCAUGAGGGGUGGCCGGAACAAGUUUGGGCCCAUGUACAAGCGGGACCGAGCCCUAAAGCAGCAGAAGAAGGCACAGAUCCGAGCUAAUGGCUUCAAGCUGGAGACCGGGCCCCCCAUGGGGGUGCCUCCUCCGCCCCCUCCCCCACCGGACUACAUGCUGCCCCCAGGUCUGCAUGUGCCGGAGCCCAAGGGCCUGGGCUCUGCUCCACCUGCGGGUACACUGGGCGACUUUGGAGCCCCAACAUUGCCCAUGGCUGUGCCUGGCACCCACGGGCCCUUGGCUGGCUACCUCUAUCCUUCUUUUCCCGGCCGAGCCAUCAAGUCUGAAUACCCGGAGCCCUACACCAGCCCCCCACAACCUGGGCCACCCUACGGCUACCCGGAGCCCUUCUCCGGGGGCCCAGGGGUGCCUGAGCUCAUCCUGCAGCUGCUGCAGCUGGAGCCUGACGAGGACCAGGUGCGAGCACGCAUAGUGGGGUGCCUGCAGGAACCCGCCAAGGGGCGCCCCGACCAGCCUGCGCCCUUCAGCCUCUUGUGUAGAAUGGCUGAUCAGACCUUCAUCUCCAUCGUGGACUGGGCACGCAGGUGCAUGGUCUUCAAGGAGCUGGAGGUGGCCGAUCAGAUGACACUGCUGCAGAACUGUUGGAGCGAGCUGCUGGUGUUCGACCAUAUCUACCGCCAGAUCCAGCACGGCAAGGAGGGCAGCAUCCUUCUGGUCACAGGACAAGAGGUGGAGCUCAGUACAGUGGCUGCCCAGGCUGGCUCCCUGCUGCACAGCCUGGUGUUACGGGCCCAGGAGCUGGUGCUGCAGCUCCACACACUGCAGCUGGACCGCCAGGAGUUUGUCUGCCUCAAGUUCCUCAUCCUCUUCAGCCUUGAUGUGAAGUUCCUGAACAACCACAGCCUGGUGAAGGAUGCUCAGGAGAAGGCCAAUGCUGCACUGCUUGACUACACCCUGUGCCACUACCCACACUGUGGGGACAAGUUCCAGCAGCUGCUGCUGUGCCUGGUGGAGGUGCGGGCGCUGAGCAUGCAGGCCAAGGAGUACCUGUACCACAAGCACCUGGGCAACGAGAUGCCCCGCAACAACUUGCUCAUCGAGAUGCUGCAAGCCAAGCAGACUUGAGCGGGGAGCAGGAGGGGGGCGGGGCUGGGGAGGGGCCCAGCCACCCCAGGAUUUCCAGAUGGUUUAUUUUAUUAUGCUGACCCAGGAGCCCCGCCCUAUAGGCUCCCACCCCCUGAAUUCUCUAAAGCCUGUGUUUGGGAGGUUGGUGGAGGGUGGUCCAGGCCUGACUGAGGUGGGGUGGCCCCUGCUAGACACUGGCACUUACCUGCCACUCAGAGUGCCCUGUGAGGGUGGUUCCUGGUCACCUCUCCCUCCCUUUGCUCCCAUCUGUCUAUCCUCAGGAAAAUCCGCAGAGGAGGUCUGGGACCCCUGGGGGGUGGGGUAGGCAGUGAUCUCCUUAUCCCCUAGGUCAGAAGUCAUCCCUCCCGCUUCUGGAAGCAGAGCAGAGAGAGGCUGGACAGGCCCCACUGGGGGUGGGGGGGGCACAGAGGGUCUCCAGAACCCCCUCACAGAGACUGGGGGAGGGAAACUCUACUUUGAAAUCUGGGGAUAACAGAGUUUGCAAAAUUGGGCAGGGACUGUUGUGCCCAGAGGACACUGGGAGACUGGUUAGGACAAAAUGCCUUCCUCUCUGGUCCUUCUCUCCACCUAGGUCCUGCAAGGGAGAACUUUGUCACCUAGACAGUGCUUAGUUGUACUGUCACCUCUAGCUGGCUCCUGGCUCCCUACUGAGGAGAGACCCCUCCAUUAAUGUACAUUUAUGCCCCUCCCUUGUCCACCAUCCAGGCUGGUAUUGAUCUGCAAGGCUGUAGUCCAGAGGCAUGCUUUGUUUUUAGUUUUCAGCCCCCUUAAAUACUCCUUGAGAGGUUUGUAUGGGGAGAGGGGUAGAGAACACAUUUGAAGACUGCCGCUGGGACUCAGGGGUUACACCAAGUAUGGCCUGUGGUCUCUCCCCAAGCACCCUGAUGCCAAGUAUCCCCUGGACAGUGCUGGGCCAUUAUUUCUAAAUCCCCACUUGAGUCCAGAGAAGAGCUACUGCUCACUCCCCUUCUUGUGAGAUGAACAGUGGAAAGUCCUGUGAGGGACCCAGAGUCUCUGUGGGUGGGAAUGCCGGCAAACUUGGGAUGGUGUCUCUGCCUCUAAAUAAGGGACAUCAGUGAUGUCCCUGCUCCACCCCAUAGUCCCCUGGUGGACUCAAUGCAAUGUCUCCUUGGAAGCUGAACCUCAACUCCUUGGCCUCCUGACUGUGUCUUGAAAGACAUCCUCCAGGGCCAGGCCCUAGAGAGAGGCGUGACUGGCCUCUGUCCCUGAGCUGGGCCACCGUGUGUUUUGCUUUCAUGUUGCCAAUGCCGCUUGCACUGAGCCUGCCCCAUUGGGGGUGACUGGGCUUCCCUGCCCCUCUUCCUCCUGCCACCCUGUCUCAGUCCCCACCCUGUCCACCUAAACAUGUGCCCCUUGCCAAGGCCAGAGACCCACAGCUCCCAAACAAGAAGUGCCCUUACAUAUGUCCCCAGCCCCAGCAGUCCUGAAAUAAAUUUUGCAAUUAGUUUCCA
Messenger RNA from Erinaceus europaeus (western European hedgehog), 3124 nucleotides. It is a transcript of the gene NR5A1, whose product is annotated as nuclear receptor subfamily 5 group A member 1. The transcript is spliced from 7 exons. The coding region runs from base 246 to 1631 and encodes 461 amino acids. Gene Ontology annotation, cellular component: RNA polymerase II transcription regulator complex. Gene Ontology annotation, biological process: regulation of transcription by RNA polymerase II; hormone-mediated signaling pathway; tissue development. Gene Ontology annotation, molecular function: RNA polymerase II cis-regulatory region sequence-specific DNA binding; nuclear receptor activity; zinc ion binding. The record is from RefSeq and is a predicted model, not a curated record. Lineage: Eukaryota; Metazoa; Chordata; Mammalia; Eulipotyphla; Erinaceidae.